Messenger RNA from Ruditapes philippinarum (Manila clam), 4619 nucleotides. RefSeq names its product polycomb group RING finger protein 3-like. The transcript is spliced from 8 exons. Gene Ontology annotation, cellular component: PRC1 complex. Gene Ontology annotation, biological process: regulation of transcription by RNA polymerase II. Bases 111 to 791 code for a protein of 226 amino acids. Lineage: Eukaryota; Metazoa; Mollusca; Bivalvia; Venerida; Veneridae. The record is from RefSeq and is a predicted model, not a curated record.
ACGACCUUGAAAUGCUAACGCAAUCACCUGCUGUAAUGGCGACCAACAAAAGAAAUACAAGACACUUACCGAUCUGAUGUAUGAUGAUAAUAAUUAGGUGAGACCAGAAAAUGAUGGAAAAGCGUGUCAAACUGAAGAAGGUGAAUCCAUGUAUAACAUGUGGAUUGUGUAAAGGUUAUCUAGUGGAGGCAACUACCAUCACAGAAUGUCUACAUACAUUUUGUCGGAGUUGUCUUGUGAAGUUUCUGUUAGAGAAUAACACAUGUCCUAGAUGUGGUAUACUGAUACACCAAAGUCAUCCACUGAACUACAUUAGUCAUGACCGUACAAUGCAAGAUAUAGUGUACAAACUGGUGCCAAAUUUACAAGAAAGUGAAAAGAGGAGACAGAUAGAAUUUUACAAGAAAAAGGGUCUUCAAAUGCCACAUGGAGAUGCAUACGAGGAUGACAAGAAGAAUAUUGAGAAGAACUCUCCAGAUAAGGAGGAUAAUAAAGACUAUCAUCGUCUCGACGAGCAAGUGAACGUGUGUCUUGAGUGUCUCGAAAUUAACGUUCUGAAAAGUUUAAAACGUAAAAUACUUAGACUGUCUUCCCAAGCCACUGUGACUCAUUUAAAAAAAUUUGUGGCUUUAAAAGUGUUUGGAACAAUAGAUCGUUACAAAGAUAUUGAUAUACUUUGUAACAAUGAAUUAUUAGGAAAGGACCACAUGUUAAAAUUCAUUAUUGCAACUAGAUGGAGAUUAGUGGAUGAGCCAUUACUGUUACAUUACCGAAAAAGGAUGGAGUUGUGAUUUAGACUGGGUCAUGGCCAUAAUUUACAGUGAUAACAGUUGUAAUCUUGUUCCAUAUCAAACGUUUGGACACUGAUUUACUUUUAUUACAUUUACUUUUUUAUAUAUCAUUUCCUGCAAUUCAUACAGAAUUUAGUGCUUUUAUUAAGUUUGCAGUUUUAAACCCCAGUAAAUGUUUCACAGAAUGAAGGUCAAGGAAACUUUUUGAAUAUGAUACUGUUGUAUUUAAGCAAUUCAUGGAAGAAAAAUUGACCACUUUUAUUCUACAAUCUUUUUUUGCUUUUAAACCAUAGCCUUACAAAAUUAUACUUUACGGUGCCAUAAUCUUUGAGGUCAUAUUAUUUUUCUCCAAGAUUGUUAGUUUUGGUCUAACACUAUAAUUAUUGUCAUUACAGUCAUAUGCAAACAAUUGUUUUAAUCAAAGGGCCAUUAUGUUUCUGAAAUGUUAUCAUUUGUUUUUCUCAUAAACCUGUUUAUUUUCAGUAUCUUAUAACAGUUUUCAAAAAUAUACUAAUUUACUACAUACAUGACCUAUCUAUUUCAUCUUGCAAUUCGUAUAAUUAUUGUGAAUUACUAUUUUGUAAGGAAGUCAAAAUACUUCUUUGUUUACAUUUUGCAACCUUAACGGUUCAGCACUACUUUUGUCAGUUAUCUAACAUGCUCUUAUUCCAUUUAACACAUGCAUAACAUUUCUAAAGAUUUGAAAAAAAUGUAGAUUUCUGAGGCAUAAUUUGCCUUUAAACAAGUGUCUUUAGGCUUGUUUUAUGAAUAAUAACCUUUUCUAAUUUCAUGUUGAUUAUUUGAGUUACUAUUCUCAUGAAAAACUUCAUUUGGUAAUGAAUUUAUGAUUUUCAAUCGACUGCUUGUAGAUUUGCAGUUCUGAGUUGAUUUUUUUUUUCUUGCUUCAUUUUAUAAUUUAAUUUAAAAUUUGUUUAGUAUCAAAGUCUGUUUGAUAUUUUAUUUUAUUGUGAAGAUUACAAUUAGAAAAAGACACCCCCAGGAGGUUGCUUAAUUAGUGACCAUUCUUUAUUUAAUGAGACAUUCUUUUAGAUAUUUAUACAAAAUUUAAAAGGUUUUCCUACAAUAUUGAAUGUGUCCUGGAUGGGUUAUAGAGCAGAUGUAACUGUAUUUUCUUACAUCUCUCUACAAAACCAAGAAUAACAACAUGUUGAAAAUUGCUUUUGUUAAAUCAAACACACUUUUCCUGUAAAAAGAGUUAGGCUGUAUUACUCUUAAAUUUAAUGCUGACAGUAUGCCCCCUUUUAUAUAUUGUAGGAUUUUUUUUUUAUUUGGUUAGUGUUGAUUUGAGCUACAUAUUAAUAGUUUUCUAUCCCAGAAGGUCUGAACUUGUUUUUGUUUAUUUUACCAGUUUUUUUAAACUGGAUGAAAAGAAAGAAUACAAAGAAACCUCAUGUCAACACUGGAUAAAUGUUAACAAAAUUUUAAUAAAGAUCUACCGGUUUCUACCCUGUCUAGUUUUUCACCGUUUUUUUUAAAGAAAAAGUUGAGCUAUUUGACUGUGGCAUUAUUUAUUGUAGCCAAUUAUUCAGACAUUUCCAAAGAUAUUGAGAUGAAAUUUGGAAUACUUGUGCAUCAUGUUAAGCUGUGAGUCAAGGGGAACAAUUCUGAAAGCAAUAUUUUAGAAGUUAUGCCCCUUUUCAACUUGGAAUUUUUACCAGACAAGUGUUAAUACCACCUGCGGUGCUCUUAUUUUUUUUCUGGUAUUUAGAACAGAAAAACAAAAUUGAUCUAAAUUUGCUGUUGUUUUAUUUUUAUUUACAUAUUUGAUUGUGCUAUAAUCUACAAAAGUAUAAUUUAUUUACAUUACAGUGCAGCCCCUGCAUAUAUGCCCAUUUGUGACCUUGGCUGUGAAAGGGUCAAAUCAAUUUUGACCACAUAGUUUUGACAUUGGCACCAAAUUUACACAGAAAUGACAUCCUUAUAUUAAAGUUAAUAUACAAAAGUUCAGUUUAAGGUCACUGGUACAAAGUCAAAGUCACAAAAGGAAAUUUUCAAUUAUUGUUGAUAAGGGACCAUUUUUUGUUUCAUAAAUAUUUUUUUAAAGAAUACCAGAUUGCUUUUCAUUUGCAUACUAAAUUACAUUACUUAAACAAAAAUCAAGGUCCCUGUUUUUAAAAAUAGAAAAAGGGAUUUUUUUUUAAAAUUUGGUUUGUUAACACAUACCUUUUUGUUGAUUCUUUCUGUAAGUAAUUUCAAACUUUCUGUAAGUAAUUUCAAUAUUAAUGAGCAAGUUGAGGAAACCUGUUUUUGAUCAUUAUUGAAUGUUUCAUUGUAUAAUUUAUGGUAUUGAAGAAAGGCUUCCAUUUUAUGAUUAAUUUCAUUAAUUAAAAUAUAUAAUAUAUUUGUUUGCCUUGAACUGUUACUUGAUAUAUAGGUCAGUUGAAAAUUCAGCAGGCAUGUACAUGAACAAUUGUGUAAGUGAAAUAUAAAAGAAAUUACAUGAAAGUGAUAUACAUAUAUUCUGUUUUUUGUGAGAACAAAGUACUUUUAAUUAUCAAUUUUAUAGACAGUUACUGUAGUUUUCAUAAAAUAAGCUACAUUGGUCAAUUAAAAUUUAACUGAUGAAUAAUAGUGUGGGAUUUAAGAUAUAUCUCACUGAUGAUUUUACAAUCAGUGAUAUUGAUUAUAUCACACUGAUGAAUUACUGUUAGUGAACUAUGUUCUAUUUAACAGUUAAUGAUAUGAUAAUUUAUAUCUAAUUGAUGAAUCAUUCUUAGUUACCCAUUGAUGAAAUUACAUAUCACACUGAUUAAAGUUAGUGAUAAAUAUUGGAUUAUGUAUACUUCACAGCUGUUGAUAUACUCCUACAUGUAUGAUUUGUCUCACUGAGGCAUAAUACAGAUAUCAUCUCACAGAAGAAUUUGAAAAUCAGUUAUAUAUCUCACUGAGGAAUUAGAGAAUUAAAUAAAUCUCACUGAGGAAUUAGAAUAUUAAAUAAAUCUCACUGAAGAAUAAGAAAAAUCAAAUAAAUCUCACUGAGGAAUUAGAAAAUCAAACAUAUCUCACUGAGGAAUAAGAAAGUUCAAAUAAAUCUCUCUGAGGAAAUUAGAAAAUCAAAUAAAAUUCGAUUAUUUUGUGUAAAAUGAUUUUUUUUGUAUGGGAAUUGCCAUUUUAAUUGUAGCAUUGAAAUUGCUGUUUUAAAUUCAAAUAUAUUUUUGCCUCAAAGAAAUGACAAUGUUGUAAAAGUAAUAAUUUAAUGGAAAAAUUGAAUACAAUAGAUACUUUAAUAUAUUGAAAAAAUGAAACCAUUCCUGUUUGAAAAGGAAAAAUAAGUAUUUGGUAAAUAAAUAUGCUUUUUUAGGAUGAUCUAUGCAAAAUUAUAAGCAAUGAAAAAUAAAUGUGAUGUGUUGUGAAGGAAUAUUUUCUAUUGUUGUAUUACAACUUUCUUAAUGCUCCUGGUGAAAUUUAUUUGCCAAUGCAACAAGUACGGGGCCAUUCCUAUUGGAUAUUAUUUAGUUUUAAUCUUUAUUAAACAUUCACAUGAUGAAACUUAUUCAAGUCUUUUUUACAUUAUUGUUUUUUCCGAAGAAGCUAAAGAAAUUUUAGUAUAUAUGAUUUUUCUGUUUGUUAGGAGUAUAGAAUUUUAUACUAUUUUCAGAAAUGAAACUGAAAAUUGCGAUAUCUUUCUUAUAUUUUACAUAUAACAGUCAAAGUACUGCCCAUUUUUUAUUACAUUAAACAUUUUUUCUUUGUCCAAUUAGUAUUAUUGAAAUAAUCAAAUGUUUGUUUGUUGUUUAUAUUCACAACAAACACUUAAGUACGAGGGUACUUUUGUAUUUCUUUAAUAAAUAUUGUUAUGCACAUAUU